Molecule: messenger RNA, 1728 nt
Organism: Dicentrarchus labrax (European seabass)
Lineage: Eukaryota; Metazoa; Chordata; Actinopteri; Moronidae
Exons: 4
Coding region: 1-846 (281 amino acids)
Source: RefSeq, a predicted model, not a curated record
AUGAUCCGUAUCGGCCUGUCAAACGGAGCCAGUCUCCAGAACCCCAUGGUUCUCACCACCUUCUCAGUCCAGCCAAAACCGCCUCCUAGAAGUCCCUCUCCCAAACAGAAGAACACAACACCAUUCCCAAGCCCAGAGCUCCACAACCCUCAGCAUGGCCACCCCAGCUCCUCCUGCAGCUGGUCUACCACCCCAGAAAAUUGGACCUACUGCAGGAACUCCCCCUGGUCCUCCCCCUGGACCUCCUCCACGGCGUCAUGGACUGCCUCCUCCAGGGCCUCCUCUGGUCCUCCACCUCGGCGCCCAUCCGGACAACAUCCUCCAGGGCCUCUACCUGGACCUCCAUCCCAUCACCCUCUUGGACAGCCUCUUUUCUCUCCACCCUCCAGUCAUGCAGGCCUUCCUUUUUAUUGGCCAGCUUCCUGCAGCUCCACCCUUAACUCAUUCAAUCCUUUGACCACUGCUGAAGUGACACCACCAUCAUCAACACCAGCAACAUCGAGUCCUACAAAUGAUGACCAGACAACCAUCUCUACGACAGUGGCCAGAUGCCUGAAGGUCAUUGAGACCAUGAAAUCUCUAGCUGUACAGCCACAAGCCAAACUGGUCAAAACAGUCCAGUUUAGUUUACCUACAGAGUCUCCAUCAGCCUCAAGUCCUCAGACCUCUGCAGAGACAGAUGAUGACAUAAAGAGCAAGCAGAAAGAGAAGCUGGAUUUGUAUAACCAGAGGGUUUUGGAAAAGAGGGAGCAGCAGUACAAGGAGAUGCUAGCCCGCAAGAAAGCAGAGAAGAACAGGGAUGGCACACUGAUCCCCCAGGUAUCAGAUCGUGUUAAAUUACAUUAAACCUAACUAGUAACCAUUGAAUUAGUGGCAUUUGUGAGUUAAGCAUUCAUUAAGGUUGUUCUCUGCAUGCUAGGUCUUCAAACACAUAAAUACAUUUUCAAGUUAACAUUUUAGAGAUGCAUGCCAUAUUACUUUAAGGAUAAAAAGAUUUAACACCCUGUUUUCUUUUUUUUUUUGACUAGAUGGGUUCUUUAAGCAGGUUAAAAUUAUUUCUCCCAGAAAGUUAGCUAGGCUUUGGUGAGAAACGCAAGGAAACAUUAUUAUCCACAUCUCUGAAAAUGUGGUAGAACCCCGUUACUAUGAUAAAAGUAUUGUUAAGUUUUGUGGGUCUAGCUGAAGUAUGAUUAUUAAGGCUUAAAUAGCGCCGUUAGGCCCUGACGUAAGGACAAAUGCUACGCUAGAUGUAUGCUUCUCCGUCGAGAUGGUCUGACUGUAGAUUCCCAUAAGGUAGGAAGUGAUUUAGGAUUUCACUCCGUUGUUAUAGCUCAACCUCAAUGCUACUCCGAUAUAUCUUUUCACUUUGUAAUAGAGAACAGAUAUCACAGCAAGGUUUGCCCAGAAAAUGGCUUUGCUAGAAUACAUUUUGUCUAGCAGCUCUUGUGCUCUCCCAGUAGAACCAACAUGCGGUUGCAUUAUGAAGGAGUUGCAGUCAGCUACAGUGGAGCUUCUGACGUACUAGCUGAGCACAUAGAAACCGCUACGCCUUGAAACGGAGCCAUAAGGUUACCAAGACAUCUUAAGUGCAUUGCGGCCCUACAAAGAUCAAUCGCUCCUCUGCCACACGUUAGCCGAGCCAAGCGGUUCGUCCCAGCGAUCAAGACAAGGAGCCAACUGCAAUCUCAACUUCUCAAAGUAACAUCUUUUUUUUUCCUCUUCAUAUGG